AUGGAUUGGGUUGGGCUGGGAUGCGCUUGUGCUUGCCGGCUUUGUUGGGCAGCUUGCUGCGGCCGCGGUGGCGCUGUUGCUUCUAUAGUGAGGGUGAUCCGGUUUGCUGGGGGUGGUGCUUGUGCUUGUGGUGCUGGUAAGCGGAAAGAUCCAAAAAUAACAGAGCAAGAGAGGCGGUCCCACUUGCUGGCAGCUGAGCGCAGCCAAGUACUUGCUUCGUAUGCGAAAAGGGCGGAAGUGGUGAAGGGGAGGAAGCACGAAGAAGGACUGGGGGAGAGUGGCAGAGCGGUGCGGAAAGGUUAUCAGUUUGGUGUGCUACGAGGGAGCAACAGGUCCUCUAUAUCGCAAACAGAUACGAGUAACGAGGGAGGUAAGAGCGAGGAGCGAGCCGAAAGCAAGGCGCUGAAGAUGUGUUUGCAUAUACCGCGCCGAAGUGGCCAGGUCCUUGGGAGUAACAAGGAGGAGGAUGAACUUCCUACGUGUCUCGUCGCCGGUCCGCCAGGUACUGCGUGGGUGCGCGCGCGGGUAAAAAACCAUAACUCAAAAGGCACAAGCUACAAGUCUCAACAACCCCAACAAGAACGUAGAAACACCAAUAUUCCUCUAAGGCAUAGUGCCCAACCUAACGAUAACACUACGGAAAACCGGGGCAAGUCAGACCACCAACCCCUCCCCCCUACCACCCCUUUCCCUCCUCUCACUAUCCCCCCACUCCGCCCCAAUACCCCCACACAGACGAAAACACCAGCCACACCCUCGCCGUGCCGCGAAGCGCGUCCGCACUCCGUAGUUCGUUACCGCAGCUCGGCGGGCUCGCCUUAA
Aplosporella prunicola CBS 121167 is the source of this 822-nucleotide messenger RNA. RefSeq lists its product as uncharacterized. The transcript is spliced from 5 exons. Lineage: Eukaryota; Fungi; Ascomycota; Dothideomycetes; Botryosphaeriales; Aplosporellaceae. The coding region runs from base 1 to 822 and encodes 273 amino acids. The record is from RefSeq and is a predicted model, not a curated record.